AUGACGUGCGAGCGCCUCUGUUUCUGUAGAGCAUGUACCGCAAGGUUUCAGGUGGACGUCGGCCGCUUCACUUUGAUGGGACCGCUCCUACGGCAGACCUUCACCUGUGUCAGUGGCCGCACCUGUGCAGUCAAUGACUUCGGUGUUUGGCAUCCGCGCGCGCAAGAUCGUUUGAUGAUUUUGGACACUUGUGGAACCGAAGACGCAUGGCCCCAGAUCACCAUGCCUGCCAGAUCUGUGGCGACGUUUGUGAAUCAUCCUGGCUUGACCGCAUUUUCCACCGGACCGAAUGUGGUCUUCCUUAGUGGUGGAGCGUAUCGCCUUUGCUGGAGCGGAGUCGCCCUCCAAGAUGCCAAUCUGUCAACGUUCUCUGACAGCUCCCAGAACUUCAACAUUGAUGCCGGCGUGCUUCAUCUUAUCGGUCCAGCACCUCUGACGCAAGACCGAACUUGCAUAAGCGGGGAGACCUGCUCUAUUCGUGACAUCAGAGGGCUCUUUGCAUCUGACAGCUGGAUGGUCAUGGUGCUUGAUACCUGCAGGUCUCAGUCCAACUUCACGCAAAACUCGAUCAUACCAGGCUUUCCGAACUCGGGUUUGGCACAUACUGUUGUGGAUGUGAGGCUGCAGAAUCUCAGCCAGAACAACCUCAGCACAUUCAACGCAAGUGACGCCAGUGACUUCCACAACUUGCUGCCCGAAGGCCUCACAUUCUCCUGGGGCAGCUCACCGGUGACAGCAUCUGGAGGUAUCUAUCGGCUGUGUUGGUGCGCAGGGCCUCCGGGUCUGCCAUUGCCGGGGAACCGAACAGGGAACCAGACGGAGCGGUCGGAGGGGUCAGAGAGCUGCGAUUUCCUGGACAUGGGCCGCCUAAUGCUUGUGGGCCCAGUGUUCUCGCAGACAGGCACAGCGAGCACCUGCAUCAGUGGGCAGACGUGCAGCUUGCGCGGCCUACGGAGAGUUCCCACGGAUACUCCGGGACAACUGCUGGUCAUGGACACUUGCGGUAGCUUUGGUGCGCUUCUCCCUCGGUUCGGCUUUACCACUUCUGCCACUUCCGAGCGAAACUCGCCCAUCCAGUGGGAUGUCCCGAUUACAGCUUUGGGAGGCCAGUAUCGGCUCUGCUGGUGUGCCCUGCAGAACAGGAGCCUCGGUAGUGCGAACUGGACCUUCGCACCUGCUGAAGUUCGAUGUGACAUGGAUGACUUCCUUGCAGACAUCGGAGCCUUGCAUUUGCUUGGUCCUGAACGCCGCAUUACACGGACUUGCAUCAGUGGAUGGACAUGCCAAUUUCAGCUGUCUGCCGGAGUUGCAUCCCUGGACAGCCUCAUGCUAUUGGAGACAUGUGGAGUUGACGAGGCAGUCGUGCAUCGUGUGCCAGGUGCAGGAGCUGCCACUGUUUUUGGAAGUGGCUCAAUUGUGAGUUGGGGUGAUGCACUGCUCACGGCUCCUGGGGGCCUGUACCGACUUUGUUGGUGCCGCAUGCUGGGCGGCAAUGUGACUGUUAACCAGAGCCGGCAAGGCCAGUGUGCACUACCGCAGGAUCAUCGCGUAGAUGCUGGCUCAGUACUGCUUGUGGGCCCGAGCCCCUUGCAGCAGGACAGGACGUGCAUUGCAGGUCGAACUUGUAGCACAGAGCGAAUUUAUGGAGAGAGCCUCGGCCCGACCGACAGCCUUCAGCUCCUUGCGACCUGCGGCGUACCAGAGGGUACAAUCCCUCGCUUCCCCCUGAACGGCCUGAUCGUCUCUGACGUAAACUCGUCUCAGCUGCCCAGUGGCAUGGCAGUGCAAGCCGGGUUCGAGUCCAACAUUGUCUCUGCCCCUGGUGGCCUUUACAGACUUUGCUGGUGCAGCGGCUUGACGCCAUCCACAUGUGUGCACGCCACCGAUUUCCAAACCGACUUGGGUGUCAUGACUAUUCUGGGCGUUAGUCCUCAGCAGCAGGACCGAACGUGCAUCAGCGGCAGGGUAUGUUCUGUGGAUCCUCUCUUGGGGCUUGGAUUGAGUAUCUCUGACAGCUACAUGAUUUUGGGCACCUGUGGCCAGCCUACGACUCUUACGACUCCUGGAGUUGGGCAGAGCUUCGGCUCGCUUCCCAAGAUCACUUGGACCGAGGUGCUAACUGCAGCUGGUGGCGAGUAUCGCUUGUGCUGGUGCUCUGGACUCCCUUCCGCACACACAGUGCAAGGCAACACCUCCAACACGUCAGUUGUGGUGGAAAGCUUCAGGAACAACACGGAUGGGCCUUGUUCAGUGUCUUGGGACUUCGGCAUCGAUGCCGGCAGGCUUCUCCUGCUGGGGCCUGCACCUCUUUCUCAGCGAAGUACAUGUGCAGCGGGUCAGGCAUGCGUCAUCAACAUUGCUGGGAUCGGGCUGGCGUCUGCAGAUCUGGUCAUGGUACAGGAGACCUGUGGCCAGCCUCUUGCCCUCACUCCAUUCACGGGCCCCAGUAGCUUACAGCUCGCUUCAUACAACAUCAGCACCAACUCCUCUGUUGCGGCUUCCUAA
Molecule: messenger RNA, 2505 nt
Organism: Symbiodinium natans
Lineage: Eukaryota; Dinophyceae; Suessiales; Symbiodiniaceae
Source: the annotation of a GenBank genome assembly